GCGUACAAGAGCGUUUGGGACAAGCCGCGAAAGGGUUGCAUUGUGUUGUCGGAUUUUAUUUCAAAGUUGAAUUAACGCUGCCUAUCAUAACAAAAAUCUGUUUCUGCAAGGUUCUGUGGUAGAUAUGGCCCGAGGGCACCAGAAGUUCCAAUCCCAGCAGAAAAAUGCCAAGAAGCAAGCAGAGAUAAAGAAGAGCAAAGGUCAUGACCAGAAGGCUGCAGCUAAAGCCGCCUUGGUGUACACCUGCUCUGUCUGUCGGACACAGAUGCCUGAUCCGAAGACCUUCAAGCAGCACUUUGAGAGCAAGCAUCCAAAAUCCCCAAUGCCUCCAGAAUUGGUUGGUGUGGAGGCAUGAGAGACUGGUCCAUCAGUAAGAAGGUUGAAGCAGAUUCUGGAUGAGGCAACUACAUUUUGCCAUGUUUCAGAUAAAAAUAUCCUCAGUGACAUUUAAAUGAUUGGCACGCUGCCUAACAUAGCAACUGAUGUACGACAGUUCAAUGCGGGGAUUGAAACUAUUUGCCCUCUUGCCCAAGGUUUUUGUUUUUCAGUCCUGGUUAUUGUGAAUUUGUCUUCACUUGCCAGACUUAGAAUGGUGGUUAAUAAUGAAAGUGUGAACAUUGCAGGCAAACCUGUGGCAGCUUCGGGCGCCUCCAUAGCCAAAUGGUUACAGCGCAUACCACAUGGUCGCAACUGUCGCCAGUUCGAUUCCAGCCGGCGGCCGUUGUUGCAUGUCUUACCCCUCUCUCCCUCACCAUUUCCUGUCUGCCUCUUCGCUAUCACUGUCUAACAAAGGGGAAAAUAGCCAAAAAGCAAUCUUUAAAAAAACCUGUGGCAGCUUUGUGCUAAAUACGAGCGAGCUGAUCCCUGGUUCUAUGUGGUAUUUCUACCUGAUCCUUUCAAAAUGUUUUGCUCAUAAAGAUCAGCUUAUCCCUGGGUUCCCCUACAACUACUCCAUCUCAGGGCUCCCACUGUUUAAGGACACACUUUGAAUUCAGAUGAAGUUAUGAAUUAGCACUGACUGAACCGAACAGCGUUGUAAUGGUAUUAGGAAAAUCCUCUUAAUAGUGUUAUCCAGUGUACUGUGAAAGCCACAAUGGAUCUAUUGAAUGAAAGAAACUAAUGAUGCACCAGGGUUGGAUCCAAAUGAGAGUUCAUUCAUAAGUACGAAGAACGUUGGAGUUCACUGAAUGAUUGGGAAAAUACUCAUCUGAAAAUACUUUUGAGUUUGUUUGAGUAAAUUUGCAUUUCAAACUAGCAAUGACUCUUUUUUUUUUUCAUCCAAAUAUUUUCAAAGUGGCUAAGUCUAUAGUUAUGUAGUGAAAUGAAAAAUAUAUUGGGGAAGAUGAAUCUGCAUUGGCAUUUAAAGCUGAAAUCUGUGAUGUUCCCUGAUCUGUCCCUCUUUGGUAGUAAGAAACAAACAAGUUGUCACUUAUGUGCCAUCAGCUCAGCAGUAUUCUGUUCCUACCUUUAUAAAAAUGGCACAAAAUAACACACAUCCACCCAUCCAUUAUCCAAACCACUUAUCCUGCUCAUAGGGUCGCAGGGAUGCUGGAGCUUAUCCCAGCAGUCAUUGGGUGGCAGGUGUAGAGACACCCUGGACAGGCCACCAGGCCAUCACAGGGCCACUAACGCAGGCAGUCUAAUGUAUUUUAAACUAUGUUGGGAACACUGUUCUGCUGUAAUAUUGAUUGUAGAAUUGGCAGAUGAUCUCAACAGAAGCAUCUUCAUAUCAUCUUUCAGUCCUUUGUCUUGUCUGAGUAGGAACAUGUUUGCUGCUGCAUCAGUCUUCAUCCUACCCGCUCAAAAAUUUCUACAGCAAUAUAUGGAGAGUUUCUCCAUCCAUAAGAUGCCGGUUAGUAUUAUGUAACCCGACUCCAUGGUCCAGAUGGAUAGAAUAAUUAUUUAUUAAUGGUGAA
This is a messenger RNA of Lampris incognitus (smalleye Pacific opah), 1916 nucleotides long. Its product is annotated as zinc finger protein 706-like. The transcript is spliced from 3 exons. Lineage: Eukaryota; Metazoa; Chordata; Actinopteri; Lampriformes; Lampridae. The record is from RefSeq and is a predicted model, not a curated record. Bases 125 to 355 code for a protein of 76 amino acids.